Messenger RNA from Vittaforma corneae ATCC 50505, 378 nucleotides. RefSeq lists its product as uncharacterized. The record is from RefSeq and is a predicted model, not a curated record. Lineage: Eukaryota; Fungi; Microsporidia; Nosematidae. Bases 1 to 378 code for a protein of 125 amino acids. The transcript has a single exon.
AUGCUUUACAAAAUCAACACGGAAUUCAAAAAAUAUUCGACUUUAGACUCGGUAAAGGAUAUUUUGGACGAUUUAAGCACCCAAAAAUUUGAGAUUUCGAUUUUAGACCUCAGCCUCAAUACAUUUGUACCAGAAGUGUUUGUGGAAGUGGCAAAAGUCAUUAAGGAAAUGCAGAACCUCAAGCACAUCAAACUAGAGAGCAUAUUUGAUUCAUUGACAUUUGAGGAGAUGACAGAUGUGCUAAGAGCACUAAGCCUGGCCCUUCCCCAGGGAUCUUCACUCCUUCGAGCUGCCCAGCAAUGCUGUUUCAUGCAAUUUUCCCGAGGAGUUUGGAAAAUUUCUGGAGGAGUGUCCUUUGCAGGUCCUAAACCUGCAUAA